Messenger RNA from Aspergillus melleus, 1305 nucleotides. RefSeq names its product threonine aldolase GLY1. NCBI's taxonomy places the organism in Eukaryota, Fungi, Ascomycota, Eurotiomycetes, Eurotiales, Aspergillaceae. The transcript has 3 exons. Gene Ontology annotation, cellular component: cytosol. Bases 1 to 1305 code for a protein of 434 amino acids. The record is from RefSeq and is a predicted model, not a curated record. Gene Ontology annotation, molecular function: L-allo-threonine aldolase activity. Gene Ontology annotation, biological process: glycine biosynthetic process; L-threonine catabolic process.
AUGAUGCUGAGUUGCGGCGGAAACCAAGGUGACACGAUGACGAAACCCACCCCCUCAAUGCUGGAAGCCAUUUGCCAGACGACUCUCCUGGACGACGUUUUUAACGAAGACCCCGUAACGAUUGAUCUACAGUCCUACGUGGCCAAGCGAACGAAUCAUGAGGAUGCCCUGCUGGUCAUGUCAGGAACGAUGGGCAACCAGGUUGCCAUCCGAACCCAUCUGGUGCAACCUCCCUAUGCGGUGAUCUGUGACCAACGCUCCCACAUUGUCAAUUACGAGGCCGGCGGUGUCAGCUCACUCACUGGCGCCAUGGUUCAGCCAGUCAUUCCCAAGAAUGGCGCAUACCUUACGCUCGAAGACGUCCAGAAAUACGCCGUACUUGACGAUGACAUCCACCACUGUCCCACAAAGCUCAUUAGCCUGGAGAAUACCCUGGACGGUAUGAUCAUGCCCCUGAACGAGGCGCGUCGGAUUGUAAACUGGGCCCAUGCGAACGACAUCAAAGUGCAUCUAGACGGGGCCAGACUAUGGGAAGCCGUAGUGUCAGGGGCUGGGAGCUUACCAGAUUACGCCGGUCUCUUUGACAGCGUUAGCUUGUGCUUUUCGAAGGGACUCGGCGCCCCCAUUGGCAGCAUCAUUGUGGGAUCCAGAGAAUUUAUCAAGAAAGCUCGAUGGUUUCGCAAAUCCAUUGGUGGAGGUGUCCGACAGGCCGGGGUACUCGCUGCAGCCGCCCGAGUGGCUGUGGAGGAGACAUUUGGACCCGAUCCCAACGGGCAUGAAGGAAAACUACGAGCAACGCACGUCAACGCCAAACGAGUGGCCGAGAUGUGGACAAGUCGCGGGGGCAAGCUAUCGCUCCCCGUGGAGACCAACAUGGUCUGGUUAGACCUUGAGUCAUCCGGAUUAGGGCCCAAUGAUCUGGCGGACAUUGGCAAAGAGAAGGGGUUGAAAUUGCUAGGGGGUCGAAUCGUCGUUCACUACCAGGUAUCCGAGGAAGCGAUUUCGCGGCUGGGACAAGCGUUCGAUGCAGCUAUGAGUGGGCAGUUCCAGCGUAGCACCGACCAGACCAUUGAAACGUGCCCAAUACGUGAUACUGCACUCUCAAACGAGACAGCUCCAGAGAGUUAUCAGCUGAAGCUUCCAUCAUCCCUUUCUGUAUCCAUGGAAGGCUGCCGUUUGUUCCCGGCGGGGUCGGGCGCUCAUUGGCUCGAGUCCCGGCAGGGCGCUAGGAAGCCUGAAGCCUCAGGCACGCAGUAUGUGGGUGCCUUGCUUCUGCCUGAGGCUGCCAGGCGACCUUCAAAUUAA